Molecule: messenger RNA, 1305 nt
Organism: Annulohypoxylon maeteangense
Lineage: Eukaryota; Fungi; Ascomycota; Sordariomycetes; Xylariales; Hypoxylaceae
Exons: 1
Coding region: 203-820 (205 amino acids)
Biological process (GO): chromatin remodeling
Cellular component (GO): Ino80 complex
Source: RefSeq, a predicted model, not a curated record
AUUUGCGUGGUUCUUUCCAAGCUCUUUUAGCACCUUUAGCUGCAUACCAGGUACCUAAAUAGUUGUGACUAGGGCGUCAUCGAUCAUAUCUAAUAAGAACCAUACUAUAUCUAACAACAAACUUCAACAUACCUCCUUCAUAAACGAAUCUCAGCCUCGAUAAACAUCAUUCCAAAACAACAUUUCCCUUCAAUCGACCAAAAUGGCAGCCCCGACUGAAGCACAGAUUGCGCAUCAGGAGCUCAUCGACCAGCUCGACAUCCAUUCCAUCCACAAGAGCUUCCGGAAUCCUCACUGGCGACCUAAUCAGCGGCGCAACAAGAACAUUAAGACCAUCCUUGGCGAUGCCUCUCGCAAGGAGGCUACAUCUAUCGUCGCUACUCCUCAGGAUAAUAGCGGUGCCGUUACUCCCACUCCUGCUGACGACGGGCUCUCAACUAGCGGUUCUUCGACGCCCGCGCAGCAGUCUGCUACUAGUGCAAACAACAACUCGAACUUGCAGCCGAAUCUUGCCCAGGCUUCACGUAGUUUGUCGAAGCUAGUUCUUGAAAAGAGCUUGCGACCGGGUGGAACUGGUGGGAGUGGAGGAGCGACGGUCUCGGCGGCACCAAGCGCGACGUACACGAACAUCGAGUCGGCACCUUCACUCGCACACACGAAGCGGUAUUGCGACGUUACUGGUCUCCCUGCUCCUUACUUAGAUCCCAAAAGUCGACUACGAUACAACAGCAGGGAAGUCUUCGGCUUUAUCCGCACUCUACCACAGGGCGUAGCCGAGCAGUACCUGGAGGCCAGAGGUGCACACACGGUCUUGAAAUGAAGAGAAUUCGGCGAUUCGAGAUGUAUGCAAGCGGUUUUAUCAAGCAUUAUGGUUCUACUUAAUUCUGCCUUGUCAUUUCCACCUCGGCUACAGGAUUUACAAAGACAAACACCAUGUGCAAUGUCCUUUAAUCUUUAGAGGGUUUAGAGGCAUAUCUAUUAUUUGGGGAAUUAGAGGCCAAUUGGCCAAAGGAACAACGGCACAUAUACAUAUGUUCGACCAACAAAGUCAAGCCUAUCCUACGCAUCGGUCACCUCUCGACAACCGAUGUAAGGUUACGCUCCGGCUUAAUCGUGAUCAGGAAAAUGGGUUUGUUCUCCGCCUGUAACUGACGGGUACCGAGAAUGAAUGGGGAUGAUCAAUCUCAGUGACCAUAGCUCGAGAGCUAAGGACGCCGCGGCAGGAUAUCAUAGCAAUUGCCAAUUGGCCUUCUUCGGAAGGCCAGUUCGACAGCGUUCAGUUAAUAAAAACAUAUAUCAACUCCA